AAGUUCAACUAUUUGCUGAAAGUCAUUUAAAAAUUCUCAACAAUUUAAAUUGUGUGCUUUCUCUUAAAAGAAAAAAUAUUUCAAGGAUUUGAAUUAUAAUAGAAAUAUUAACUGACCUAGAAACUAAUAUUCAAAAUGUCUUCGAUUGAAUCGAAACGUGUUCAAUAUCGCCGUUAUUUGGAACGUGCUGGUGUCAUCGAUGCUUUGAGCAAAGCCUUGAUAAAACUUUACGAAGAACAAAAUAAGCCUGAAGAUGCCAUACGAUUUGUGCGCAGAUUUAUGUGCGAAUCCUGUCCAGAUGAUACCCAAUUUGAUGCCAUGAAGGCUGAUUUGGAAGAAGCGAAUAAGACCAUCUCGAAAUUGGAACAAGAUUUGGAGAGAUUACGCUCGCAAAUCAAAAGGACUCCAGAAGAAAUCGCCUCACUUUUAGAUGAAGGCUUCAAGGCACUUGCAGAGGACGAAGAGAAGGCUUCUUCGCUUUUGCGUAAAUAUUUGACAUCUGAAAUUCUGGAGGAAUACAAAGGCGUUUUGACAGCGCCACCCAUUGAGGCAUCUCUGCUGGAUUGCGUUCAAUCCGGUUUUAAUCAUCAUGACUCCUCGUGUGGUCUUUAUGCCGCCAAUCCUGAAUGUUAUGAUAUCUAUACCAAACUCUUUGAUCCUGUCAUACGUGACUAUCAUGGUCAAUUGGACAAUGAUAAAGAAGAAAUACACCCAGCUGCCGAUUUUGGCAAUAUGGAUGAAAUUGAAAAUCUUGAUCCUGAAAGGAAAUACAUACUAUCCACACGUAUACGCAUAGCUCGCAAUAUUGAGGGCUAUCCAUAUUUUGCCAAAUUAAGUGAACAGCAAUUCAAUGAAAUCGAGGAGAAGGUGCGAGAAGCUGCCGAGGCCUUUGAUGGCGAACUAUUGGGUGCGUACUACAGUCUGAAGGAUAUAGCGUCGGAUACUCAAUCGGAGAUGGUAGCACGUCAUAUUUUGUUUAAACGUGGCGAUGUUUACCUCCAGUCAGCUGGUUGUUAUCGCUUUUGGCCCAUCGGUCGUGGUAUCUUCCAUAAUGCCGCGGAAACAUUUUUGAUAUGGGUCAAUGAAGAGGAUCAUUUGCGGAUUAUAUCAAUGGCCAAGUGUGGAGAUUUGGGCGAUGUCUAUGCUCGUUUGGUGAAAGGUCUGCAAGAGCUGGAGAAAAACCUUACAUUUGGUCGUCAUCCCCGCUAUGGUGCUCUAACCGCCUGUCCCACUAAUUUGGGCACAACUUUGCGUGCUUCUGUGCACAUUCGUUUACCAUUAUUGGCCAAGGAUCAAGAACGUCUGAAGACCAUGGCCAAUGAUUUAAAUUUACAAAUUCGAGGCACAGGCGGCGAACACACCGCCAUAACAGAUGGUAUUAUGGACAUUUCCAAUCGUAGACGUUUGGGAUUUACCGAAUUUGAAUUGGUCAAAUCCUUGCAGGAAGGUAUAAUAACUCUCAUUAAGGCUGAACAAGAAUUGGAGGCCAAAGAAUAGAAGACGCAUAGGUAGCCAAGGUAAAAGGAGUUCCCCCAAGUACAAAGGAGUUCCUUUACCUCUUAACAAAUUGUAUUGUAUUUUUAUACAAAAUCUUGUUGAAACUUUUUUGAAAUGCUAUGAAUUCUUUAUAAACUAAAAACCUAAAUACAAUUUUUGUUAAAAACUAUAAAA
Stomoxys calcitrans (stable fly) is the source of this 1671-nucleotide messenger RNA. Its product is annotated as arginine kinase. The transcript is spliced from 4 exons. The coding region runs from base 136 to 1497 and encodes 453 amino acids. The record is from RefSeq and is a predicted model, not a curated record. Gene Ontology annotation, biological process: phosphocreatine biosynthetic process. Gene Ontology annotation, molecular function: creatine kinase activity. NCBI's taxonomy places the organism in Eukaryota, Metazoa, Arthropoda, Insecta, Diptera, Muscidae.